CGAGGGAUUGUGAUAAAGAGACAGUUGACGUGUCUGCAGUGAUGAUACAAUAAUAAAAAUAAUGCAAUAAAUACGACAUACAUUAUCAAACACGGAGAUAGACAUUGGACAUUUUGCUGUCAAUCUUGUCACCAGAGUUGUUACAACGAUUCUUCAAUUUAAUACCAAGGCAUCCAUACACGAUGCACCCAAAUUGACAAAAGCUGAUUGGAUUUCGGUCGUGAAUAUUGGAGACGGAAAAACGCAGAUAUCUAUCAUCAAUAUAUGAUAUAAUAGUUGAACAAAUAGCAGGAUAGUCGAUCUCACCCCCCUCAGUGUAUAUCGUGUUAGCUAUUGAGAAACAAGCUAGUGAACUUGUCUCAGAUUCAUCUACAGUUCACCAUCCAAACGCAUCAGAAUAUGUUGAUAUGUUUGAAAUUUGAUCAAAUAUUCAAACACUAAAACACUUCAGGGACAUUCGAAUAAUCAACUUCCACCAAUCUUGUGUUCUCUUUUAUUUAGAAUGAUGUUUAUGAAAUAAUAAGACCUGCUGUUGACCAAUUGUCCACAAUUGCUUGUUUAGUUAACAAUGUUGGUAUGGUGUUACCGUUUGAGUUGUUUGCCGGAGAAGUUCAUUCCCCAAAUGAAGAAUCAAUUAAAAAUAUCAUUCAUUGUAAUAUUUUGUCUACAGUGAUCAUGACAAGCAUCAUUUUGCCGAAAAUGUUAACACAGAAAGGACCUAAUCCUGGUAUCAUAAACAUUGCAUCCUAUACAGCUUUGAAAGUGGCGCCCUACUUGACAAUUUAUCCUUCAACCAAAGCAUUCAUUAUUCAAUUUUCCAGAUGUCUGGCUGCAGAAAAGUAUAGAAAGAAUGUCAUUGUACAAACGCUGUAUCCAUUGUUUGUAUCUACAAAUUUGACCGGUUUAAGAAAAGCCACAUAUUUCACACCAUCUGCUAAAGUCUAUGCUAAAAGUGCAUUGGAUAUGUUUGGUGUUGAACAACAAACCACUGGUUAUUUUCCACAUGAGUUGAAAGCAUUUGUAUACAAUUUAAUGCCAACAUCAUUGUGGGUAAGAAUAAUCGAACGUACGUUCACUCCAAUUAGUAAAAAAUCCAAGAAGGUUGACUAACAUGAAUGUUGUUUUUCAAAUUUGCUGAGAAACAGUAAAACCUAAAAAUGAACAUUUUGAAGCUUUUGAUUAUAUCGCAGUUUUGUGAAUUCGUU
Molecule: messenger RNA, 1205 nt
Organism: Schistosoma margrebowiei
Lineage: Eukaryota; Metazoa; Platyhelminthes; Trematoda; Strigeidida; Schistosomatidae
Source: the annotation of a GenBank genome assembly